UUAUUAAUUUUGUUAUAGGGAUAUUUGGAAUUUUAGUAGAGAAUAUGACGUCUGGAGAAAAGUUACCAACGACUUCAAAGGGUGUGCAAAAUGUAAUGCAAAACGUAUAAUUGAUUUGGCAUUUAUAACACGUGUGUUUUGAUAAAGCUCCCGCGAUGUUUUUGUUUAUUUUCAAGAGACUUUAAAAAUUACACAGAAACUUGAAUAAUGACCCUGAAAAUUAAACAAUUUACAAAUGUAUCUGGAUUUCUUCAAAGAAAAAAUGAUAUUUUAUACAAUUCUCCAUUACUCACUUCAGCCACUUCUCGAAUUCUCAUAUUUUUCGGAGGCGACACUCAGGAUUUUUCUGAGAAUAUGUCAAAGCACCGAGACAGUCGUCGUUAUCAGGAAUGGAGUUUAGAAAAUACAUCAAAACUAAUAGCAGAGCGUUUUCCCAAAAAUCAUAUUUUUAUUAUUCGACCAGUCAGGCGAAAAAUAUUUUCUAAUGCAGUUUUAAAUUGUUAUGAUAAUUUUGUACCUGGAAACGAAUUUGGUGCGCCGAAUUUUUGUCAAAAUUUCAACAGUUUAUUACAUUUGAAAUUACUUCUUCAAUCGUUGUCAAUUCAAAUUCCAACGGUUUCAACUGAAAUAAUGAGUGAUGACUUAGUAUUCAUGGGAUUUAGUAAAGGUUGUGUCGUAUUAAAUCAAUUUCUCCACGAAUUUAAUUUUUAUCAAAACAAAUUGGAUGUAGAUAAUGAAAUGAAAAAGUUUAUAUUAAGAAUUAAAGAAAUGUGGUGGCUGGACGGAGGACAUCCAGGCAAAAAGGAUACUUGGAUAACAGACGAAACGAUAUUAAAGUCGUUUGUAAAAAUGGGAAUUGAUAUUCAUGUACAUGUCACUCCCUACGAAGUAAGAGAUGACAAUCGACCAUGGAUUCGUUUUGAGGAAGAAGUUUUUACUGAUACUUUACGAAAAAAAGGAGCAAAUAUACAACGAUUUCUUCAUUUCGAAAACCAACCUUGUAAAUUAGAAAAUCACUUUCGUGUAUUAAGAGAAUUUUCACCCGUGUCACACAGUAAUUAA
Messenger RNA from Leptopilina heterotoma, 1062 nucleotides. Its product is annotated as UPF0565 protein C2orf69 homolog. Gene Ontology annotation, cellular component: mitochondrion. The transcript is spliced from 5 exons. Lineage: Eukaryota; Metazoa; Arthropoda; Insecta; Hymenoptera; Figitidae. The record is from RefSeq and is a predicted model, not a curated record. The coding region runs from base 208 to 1062 and encodes 284 amino acids.